Molecule: messenger RNA, 1808 nt
Organism: Linum trigynum
Lineage: Eukaryota; Viridiplantae; Streptophyta; Magnoliopsida; Malpighiales; Linaceae
Source: the annotation of a GenBank genome assembly
AUAUAAUAUUAAGGAUAUAGAUCCCUAACCCAACAAUCCAUUGAUUAAAUUGGGCCAGCAAAUUAUGAGCUUGGUGAAUAUAAAUCACCACGUAGCAAUAUGUCCACAAAUUAUGAGUAUCCGGCCCACCAGGUAAACCCAUGCUGUUUGUCCUUUCGCUCGAGGAACGGUUUUUUAUUUAAUAGGAAAAUAGUGGAACGGUUUCGCUUCCCCAGAAGCACAUCCGGAUCCGAUGCUGCAAUAGAUGCUUUGCUUUGGCUUUCCCCACCUCUUGCUUAGCAUUUGGUUAAUUAAGACUAACUCUAAUCCAAAAGACUAUAUUUAGCCUCCCAAGCUCUCAAAUGUGCAUUUUUGCCUCCCCAAAAUACUUUUUUGCUCCAACCCUAUAGGCUUCCAAAUUUAGCUACCCACAUCUUUUUUUGAUUUAAUUUCCAUAAUCCAUACUUAUUUACAAUAUCAAUCUUGUAAUUCACUUUAAUUUUUUUUAUAGUUUGUUAUUACUUGUGAAAACAAAAUUUUCGAUGUAAUUUUUUUUAAUUCCGAGAUAUUUUUUUUGCAAAAGUAGUCAUUUUUUGUAGCCGUUACUUUAUGACCGUUUUUUUGGACCAAUCCAAAUAUGACCGUUUUUUUUAGCCGUUACUUUAUGACCUUUUUUUGUCGUUUUGUGCAUCAUAUGUGUUUAUAAAUUACAAUUCUUCAUUUUUCAUCAACUCAGUGAAACUUCUUCCCAUUUCUAAAACAAACACAUUCAUGAUGAGUAUGUCAGAUAGCUCAUCGUCGGGAGGAGAAGAAGAAAUCGAAGAGUACGAGAGGUUUCACCACCUACGGUUGAGUUUAAUCGGCCGGAGGCUGGCUGAAGGUUCAUCAAGUCGACGUCAAACUACAAGUCGAUGUCACAUUGAUCGUGAAAGGGUCGAAUGUAAUCGCCGUCUUAUGAGGGAUUACUUCGAUCCAAAUCCAGUAUACAAUGCUUGCAUAUUUAGAAGGCGCUAUCGGAUGCAACCAAGAUUAUUCCAUCGCAUUAUGGGCGACAUUGUGAGGUUUGACCCCUCAUUUGCUGUAAGGCGUGAUAGCUUGGGUCAAUUAUCAUUAUCUCCAGAGCAGAAGCUUACUGGUGCGAUGCGCAUGCUAGCAUAUGGUUCUCCAGCUGAUCAACUUGACGAGUAUGUUCGUAUGAGUGAGAGCACUUUGAUGGAGGUCUUCAGAAAGUUCUGCAACAACAUUAUCAACAUGUAUGGGGCCACAUAUCUUCGCGCACCUACUCCUGCCGAUUUAAGGAUCUUACUCAGUAAAGCCUCAAGACGUGGCUUGCCAGGAAUGAUUGGAUCAAUUGACUGUAUGCAUUGGGAAUGGAGGAAUUGUCCAAGUGGCUGGGCAGGACAAUACACCGGCCACAUGCAUAGGCCAACAAUCAUUCUAGAGGUGGUGGCCUCCUACAACACAUAGAUAUGGCAUGCUUUCUUUGGGUCUCCUGGAUCGAACAACGAUAUAAAUGUUCUGGGGAUGUCGUCAGUGUUUGAUCGUAUUGUCAAUGGAAGCGCUCCACAUGUACGAUUUGAGGUAAAUGGCCAUGCUUAUGAUCAAUGCUAUUAUUUGGCCGACGGUAUUUAUCCCUCAUGGUCGACUUUAUUGAAGACCUUCAGCAAUCCAAGGUCAAACAAAGAGGCUUUGUUUGCUCAACGUCAAGAAGCACACCGCAAAGACGUAGAGCGGGCAUUUGGAAUCCUCCAAGCAAGAUGGGCAAUUGUUCGUGGCCCUGCAAGAGCUUGGGAUGUUGUCACACUGAACAAUAUAAUGUUGACAUGCAU